Messenger RNA from Trypanosoma cruzi, 1767 nucleotides. RefSeq lists its product as uncharacterized. The transcript has a single exon. The coding region runs from base 1 to 1767 and encodes 588 amino acids. NCBI's taxonomy places the organism in Eukaryota, Euglenozoa, Kinetoplastea, Trypanosomatida, Trypanosomatidae. The record is from RefSeq and is a predicted model, not a curated record.
AUGGCAUCCACAAGCGAGAAGGUGGGGAACGACGUAGGAAAGAAAAGCGGUGUUUUAUGCGCCCCAAGUAGGAACCGUCAAAUAGGGGUGGAUAUGAUAGGUACGGCGAUGAACGAAAGCAAAUACCCCAGCGAACAGAAAGAAGAUAUGCCAUGCGAAGAUCGACGACACACACUUUCACCACAAGCUUCACAAAUCUUUGGCCGACGGGGCACGCAGAUGUCAUGUUCCAUGAAGAGUGUCUCAAGCAGCUUUGGUAGGUUCUCUAAGACACUGGCAAUGAAGGAUGCCGUAAUGCAGUAUAGGCGGAAACUUCAUGAGGCCUUGGGGAGCCUAAGAGAGGACUCUGACGCACCCCCGGCGCUGCGACGCCUUGCCCUUGCCGAUGAGGAUGAUGACAUUUAUGACAGUAGCCUUCAUCAAUCGGAAGAUAGGGAAGAAGAAGAACGGAGCACACAAAAUGAGCAAAAAAUUUCCGGCUUGGGGGCGCCAACAACGGCGCCACCAUCGCCAAUUGACGACAAUAUCGUGCGUUCUGCCAAUAAACCGGACGAAAUGGCGCGAGUGUGCUAUAUUAUUUGUCACGAGAAUGUGGAGCCCAGUUCUGGUUUCCAAAAUGACGGUGAAUACGGAAGGAGUGGGGAUUCGUUUGGCAAGCAAAAUAUGGAGGCCCUUAGCCUUUCAUCCGAACCGACAUUAUUUUCAAAAGUUUCCCGUGGAUUGCCGCCUUCCGCUUCCUCGAGACGUUUACUGGGUCAAGGUGUGGCGCGGAUGACGAUGCGAGGAUCUGCGUUUUCGAAACGCGACAGCAAGGACUCUCCAGAACAAAAAAUCCUUCCCAGUCGUUCAGUUGCGGAAAAGUUUUUGUUGGAUACGCCGUGCCGGGAGAAAAGUGACGGCAGUAUACUGAAAGGACCAAGCAGUCCUGGUGGCGGUGGUGGUAUGGUUGGUGCUUUUGCCUCCCUCGGUCCUUCUGGUGCCGCUGAAAUUCAUGCACGUUCUACCUCUACGUUGUUCGUGAAGCCAGUCGGCGCGCUGAAACCCGUUUUUUUCGCGGCUUCAUACCCCCGAGCUGGAAAGCCUGAACGAACACAAAAAAACACCGCGAAAGACGGCGUCGCUUUAAAGAAGACACACCUCAACGAGGCGUCCUGUAACGUUAGGAGCGAUAAGACCUUCCCACCAGAAGCCCACAAUGUGAAAGUAGUAUCGUUGAACAGCAGAAAAACCCACCAACGUGAGAAGACAUGCGAAAGUGAUAGUUGUUUCUCUCUGUCGACACCUCGACAGCAAUCAACAGGUUCUUUGGUGCACUUUUCAGUUAAUACACCCAAAGUUCCACUGCAGAAUAUAUUAAGGAGUCCAAGAGCGCAGGAACAAAAGCGGCAUCGGUAUCACCAUUCCCGGGUCUUCUCGUUCAGUCGCGUCAGUUCGGAGAGAAGUCCACGCAGUCCAGCAGCAGGCACUAGAAUACGUCCGUUAUGCUGUGAAUCCCUGGAGUGGAUACAUCAUCAGUUGCGUCAGCAGGGACAUGUGGGUCACAUGCCUGUAUUUCUUUCUGGAAGUGUCACGGCGGAAGUUGGGGAAAGUGGGGCAGCCCUGUUACCGACACGGCACAGCAGCCAGUUGGAAGAAAACAGCGUCAGUAGCUUGAUUCUUACUUGUGCAACUAGCAACGUUGAUACGCUGCGGACCUUUUACGACGCACCACUAGACACCUUUAUGGAAUCUUCCACACUCACUGCAAAUGGCAUGACCAGCCCAUGA